Molecule: messenger RNA, 663 nt
Organism: Colletotrichum higginsianum IMI 349063
Lineage: Eukaryota; Fungi; Ascomycota; Sordariomycetes; Glomerellales; Glomerellaceae
Product: Fas1 domain-containing protein
Exons: 3
Coding region: 1-663 (220 amino acids)
Source: RefSeq, a predicted model, not a curated record
AUGAAACGGCCCUCCGCCCUGAUUCUUUUUCUUGUUUGCACUGUGGUAACAGCGCAGCUCAGAUCGCUUCCCGUCGAACGCUCCGGCCUUUACGCCCCGCGUCUCUUCCGCCAGAAACCCCUCGUGGACCCCAUCCCCGCCGGCCCAGCAGCCAUGUCGCCCUCAGACCCAUCCGACUCCCGGCUGCCACCGCCGGCUCCGGACGGUGUGAGGCUCUCCGACGUCAUGGGCCGCGACCGGAGCAUCAACAUCUUUGCCGGCUUCACACGCGAGAUCGAGUCCGCCUCCCGCCGCCUCGAUGACCAGGCGCGCAACACCACCGUGCUGGCGCCGCUCAACUCCGCCGUCGAGAAUUUGCCACGGAAGCCGUGGGAAGACCCCAAGGACUAUCAGCGACUGGGGGAGAAUGUGUACGAGGGCGAUGACGGUCGCGAAAGGGCACAAAAUAAUAUCCAGCGCUUCGUUGAGGCGCACAUGGUUGCUAUGAGCCCUUGGCCUGAGAACGAGAAGGUCAAGACUUUGGGUGACGAUAGGGAUAUUUGGUGGGAGAAUAGGAACGGGACCAAGUUUAUCCAGCCUGGCAACGUUGAGGUCAUCAGCGUCGCCAGCACGGUUGCUAACGGCGAAGUUUGGAUUAUCAAGGAAGUCCGCAACUAUGUCUAA